Molecule: messenger RNA, 1113 nt
Organism: Cyphellophora attinorum
Lineage: Eukaryota; Fungi; Ascomycota; Eurotiomycetes; Chaetothyriales; Cyphellophoraceae
Exons: 6
Coding region: 1-1113 (370 amino acids)
Source: RefSeq, a predicted model, not a curated record
AUGAUCGCCAUCACAUCGGUGGUGUUCGUUGGCAGAGCCGCUAUUCGCAUCUGGAAGCCCAAAUCGUUGAUGGCUGAGGACUACAUCCUUGCGUUCGCCUACUUGUUGUUCCUGGCCACGACGAUCCUAUACAUAGUCGUCACUCCUGUCAUGUACAAGAUCAGCGAUGUGACACUUGGGAAGGCCCCACCGUAUGCCGAGAUCCUGGACGACAGUCUGUUCAUGAUCAAGGUGUUCUUCGCGAACACGCUCUUGUUCUGGUUCACCCUCUGGCUGGUUAAGGCAUCGUUCCUAGCUCUCUACUACCGGCUAAUGACAGGGUUGAGGCGAUACAUGCAGCUUUGGUGGUGUGUGACGGGUUUCUGUGUUGUCACCCUUACCGGAUGUAUUGUAUCCAACUUUACGUCCUGUCACUCAUGGCAUGCGUGGUGGACACCAGGCGAAUGUACGACGCCUAGAGACGUCCGUGCGCAGAUCGCCUCCCUGUACUAUGCCUUCGCUGUCGACGUUAUAUCCGACUUGCUCAUCAUGUUCCUGCCCAUUGGUCUCAUUUGGAACCUUCAGCGACCGCUGAUUCAAAAGAUUGGCAUGGGUGUACUCUUCGGCACUGCGUGGAUCUGCAUCGGGAUGGCGAUUGUGAGAGUUGUACAGAUAGGCAGCAAGGCACAGAGCGCCUCAACGCCAUCCUCGUCAUGGCUCGCCUUUUGGGCUAUCAUAGAAACCGCGAUUGCGGUGAUCGUCGGCUGCGGACCGGGCCUCAUUACUGCAGCGAAGGAGGUACGCAAGACACGCAAAGCCACGUACGGCAGCACUCCACGUUUCGGUUAUGGAAGUGAUGGGUACAGACGGCAACCAAGCGCAAGCGCAAAAGGCCCGGAAACCGAGUUGAAGACGUUUGGAUCCAUGCUCGAGACCAGCCGCGGCCAUAGGAAGAAUCAAGCCAGUGUUGAUGUGUUGGACUACGGCAAGAGUGACGGAGCGAGUAGUCAGGAAGAGCUUACGACGGGGCAAGGGAAGAUCCAGGUCCACAAAGCUGUUGAGGUCAAUUCUGUCAACGCUGAUAUGGAAGGAGGUGUACCCUCUCAGCAUCGUGAAUAUAACCGCGACUGGUAG